AUGGCAUAUUGGGCUAGUAGCUAGUAGAUGGUACAAAGAUAACAAAGUUGGAUUUAAUUUUGAAAAUACUUUGCAAAAUCCAAUCAUUACUUUCUGUAAAGACCCUGUUUUAGAGAAUAAUUCUGGCUCGAUAUCUGCUUUUGACUUCGCUCAUAUUAGACAAAUUUGCGGUGGUGAUCUUUAUACUUCAAUUCUUCAAGAAAUUACUAGUAAUCGAAUAAAAUAUGGCUGUGCAUAUGGAAUGAUACGAAAAGUUAUUGAUAUUGCAAUUUUAACCAAUUUAUAUGAAAAAUUAAUUGGAAUGUUUCAGAAUUUUUUAUCUACAAAACAGCAAACAUUAAAUAAUGAAAAUAAUAACACUGAUUCAACAAACUAUGUACAAGUUCAUAAUCCAGUAGUAUCAGUAAGAAAAGGUAGACUACCUGGAAGAGCAAAAAGCAAUGUAGAAAUACAAGAUAAACAAGUUAGACGAUAUAAUCCCUUAACGCCAAAUAAUAUAAACAAUCAAGAAUCAGAGGAUAAUAUGAAUAUUAAUCAGAAAACAUGUCAAAAUUGUGGGAAAAAAGGUCACAAUUGUGCUACUUGCAAGGCUAAACAUUUAUGA
Racocetra fulgida is the source of this 604-nucleotide messenger RNA. The record is from the annotation of a GenBank genome assembly. Lineage: Eukaryota; Fungi; Glomeromycota; Glomeromycetes; Diversisporales; Gigasporaceae.